GACCCAACGCGGAACCCCUCCCGUCAACCACUAUAAAAGCCACCUCCUUCCCCCUUUCCGCACUUCCUAUCCUCUCUCUCCAUACUGUUGUUUAGUGGCGAUGGCCGGAGGAGCGAUUGUUAAAGCCCACGGCGAUGGAAAGGAAUAUCCAGGGAAGAUGACGUUGUUCGUUUUCCUCACAUGCCUCGUGGCUGCCACCGGUGGCCUUAUCUUUGGCUACGACAUAGGCAUCUCUGGUGGGGUGACAUCGAUGGAUUCAUUUCUGAGAAAAUUUUUUCCGGCGGUGUUCCGUAAGGAGAAGGAAGAUAAGAGCACGAAUCAGUACUGUAAGUUUGAUUCCCAGCUGCUGACGACGUUCACUUCAUCGCUUUAUCUUGCGGCACUCAUCGCUUCCUUCUUUGCGUCGACGGUGACGCGUGUGUUCGGCCGGAAGUGGUCCAUGUUUGGCGGCGGCGUCACGUUCCUCGUCGGCGCUGCUCUUAACGGUGCGGCUAAGAACGUUGCCAUGCUUAUUAUCGGUCGAAUCCUUCUUGGAAUUGGCGUGGGGUUUGCCAACCAGUCCGUGCCCGUGUACCUAUCGGAGAUGGCACCGGCGAAACUUCGCGGCAUGCUCAACAUCGGCUUCCAACUCAUGAUCACAAUCGGCAUUCUUGCCGCCAAUCUCAUUAACUACGGAACGGCCAAAAUCAAAGGCGGCUGGGGCUGGCGCGUGAGCCUCGCCCUUGCGGCAGUCCCCGCCGGCAUCAUCACCCUCGGCUCCCUCUUCCUCCCCGACACCCCCCACUCCCUCAUCGAGGCUAACGACAAAGCCCGCACCAUGCUCUGCAAAAUCCGCGGCACCGAUGACAUCCUCGACGAGUACGCCGACCUCAAAGCCGCCAGCGAAGAGUCCAAAACCGUCAAGCAUCCAUGGCGCAACAUCGUUCAACGCCGUUACCGUCCCCAACUCAUCAUGGCCAUCCUCAUCCCCUUCUUCCAACAGGUCACGGGCAUCAACGUCAUCAUGUUCUACGCCCCUGUUUUAUUCAAAACACUUGGUUUUGGCAACGACGCUUCGCUUAUGUCGGCAGUCAUCACCGGCCUCGUCAACGUCUUCGCUACCUUUGUUUCAAUCUUCACCGUCGACAGACUCGGCAGACGAAAGCUGUUUCUGGAGGGUGGUGUACAGAUGAUUGCUUGCCAAAUAAUAGUGGGAACGCUGAUCGCAAUAAAGUUUGGAACUUCAGGGGAGGGACACUUGUCGCAUACUUACGCCGGCGCAGUGGUGGCUUUCAUCUGCAUCUACGUUGCUGGUUUCGCGUGGUCGUGGGGGCCGCUUGGGUGGCUUGUUCCAUCGGAGAUUUUCCCGUUGGAGAUCAGAUCAGCCGGGCAGAGUAUUACGGUUUCGGUGAACAUGCUGUUCACUUUUAUCAUCGCACAGGCAUUCCUUGCCCUGCUUUGCAGGCUCAAGUUUGGACUUUUCUAUUUCUUCGGUGGAUGGGUGGUGAUAAUGACUAUCUUUGUGGCUUUCUUCUUGCCCGAGACGAAGGGGGUGCCAAUUGAGGAGAUGGUGCUUGUCUGGAAGGGACACUGGUUCUGGAGCCGCUUCAUUGCCGACGAAGAUAUUCAUGUCGGGUCCACACUUGAGAUGGCAAAGGGUAAAAACGGUGGUGGCGCUACAGCCUCCGUAUGAUCGCCGGCGUAUGGAUUCAGGUAGGAGGAGGAGUUAAUGACAUUACCACGCACAAGGCAAAAAGAAAAGAAAAAAAACUUUUUUCCCGUUAUUUUUUGGGGGGUGUAAAAUGUUUGUAUGUUUAGUUUGUAUCAUUGAGUUGGUCUAUGUGGACCGGUGUCAUCUCUACUGCCCAGUGUUGGGAGAAGUUUGAUUUAGUUAUUUUCUUUUUUUUUUAAUAUUUAUUGUCGAGAAAUAUUUUUA
Messenger RNA from Phalaenopsis equestris, 1915 nucleotides. RefSeq names its product sugar carrier protein C-like. NCBI's taxonomy places the organism in Eukaryota, Viridiplantae, Streptophyta, Magnoliopsida, Asparagales, Orchidaceae. Gene Ontology annotation, cellular component: membrane. The record is from RefSeq and is a predicted model, not a curated record. Gene Ontology annotation, molecular function: monosaccharide transmembrane transporter activity. Gene Ontology annotation, biological process: monosaccharide transmembrane transport.